UGAGUUGAUGAUUUUUUUGUUCUUUUCUACUCUGAUUUUUAAAGAGGGAAGAGAAAGAGAGAGAGAGAGAGAGAGUAAGAGAAUUGAGAGAAAUUGUAAUCGGUGAAAAUGUUGAGAAAACAACAUUUACACACAAAGAGGAGAGACAAAUUUGGAUAGGAUGUUAAUUAAAUCAAUUUAAUCAACUGUGAUUUUAAGAGAUUAGUUAGUUUAAUAGAAUCUGUGUUAUCAACUUGUUGUUGUUUAAUUGUUACUUCUUUUCCCUUGUUCUCUAUCUUUGUUUAUAUAAUAAGAGUCUGGAAGAUUUUAUUUUAUCUUCUAUUCUCUUUUGCCUUUUUUUUCUAUUUCAUAGAAAACACUGUGGCCCUUCAUCAUCAUUCAAUUAAAUUCUCUGCCCUUUCAUGGUAUCCAAUUGUGGCGUUGAUGGUGUUACCAAAGGAUUUUUACUAGUCUUUCUUUGUUUUCUGUGUCUUUUACGCUGUUGGUUUUAUGUGGACCGUUUUUGAUAGAAAAUGACAUCAAGAUUGGAUCGAUUGUUUUUACUUCUUGACCAAGGAACAAGUAGUGUCACUCGUAAGGCUGCAGCUCAACAAUUAGGUGAAGUUCAACGUUUACAUCCACAUGAGUUGAAUAAUUUACUUUCCAAGGUUCGAGGAUAUCUUCAUAGUUCUUGCUGGGAUACCCGAAUUGCUGCCAGUCUUGCUAUUGAAGCAAUAAUUAAACAAAUACCAAAGUGGCUACCCAAUGGUACUGACGAAGAGCCGGUUGAUAAUGUUGUACUUGAUGGUUUUGGUGGUGAGGGUAGAAUGAAAUUAAACCUUUUCGAUAUAAAUAAGGUAAUUGAAUAUGGUCGUAAUCUUCUUGCUUCAGAAGGAACCGAAUAUGAUACAAACAUGAUCAAUUGUGAUAAUUUAUCUGCUGAUAAUUUAAGAGAAAAAUUGUCCGCUCAAAGACAAUUGUUAAAUCAAAAAUUGGGUCUUGAUUUAAGUCAAAAGUUUAAUUUAGGAAUCAAAUCAGAUGAUCUUGUUUCCAAUGAAGAUUUAUCUAAUAUGCUUAACAUGAAAAUGGAAAAUACCGGAUCCGGUGUUGAUGGAAACAAGAUGAAUACAAGUAAUGAUGUAAACAAAAGUAACCCGGAUUCAAAGAAAAUGGAAAUAUAUAAGCUGUUGAAUCUGAAUAAAAGAAAGACCCUCGAAGAUGGUGGCUCCUUCGAUGAUAAUAUGACCAAUAAUAGUUCUAGUAAUUCCGGGAUAAGCCAAUUUACCGGUAAAAAAAUAAAAAUAGAAUCUGAUAAAAUGGAUGAUCAAAUCCAAAGUGAAUCUAAAGUGAUCGAUUUAAAUAAUCUCAGUGAAUGGCCUUUACAAUCUUUCUGUGAUGAGCUGAUGAGUGACCUUUUCAAUGCAAGUUGGGAGGUUCGUCAUGGUGCUGCAACAGCGCUUAGAGAGAUAAUUAAAGUCCAUGGUGUUUGCGGUGGAAGACCUUUAAAUGCACCGAAAAGUCAAAUGGAUGCUCUUAAUCAACUUUGGCUGGAAGAUUUGACUCUACGAUUAAUUUGUGUUCUUGCAUUGGAUAAAUUUGGUGACUUUGUCUCCGAUCAAGUUGUCGCUCCGGUUCGUGAAACAGCCGCUCAAACAUUAGGAUCAAUUUUCUACAUCAUGUCCAAAGAAAAUGUUUUCUCAACUGUUGGAAUCCUCUUACAACUUCUUGUUCGACCUGAAUGGGAAACCCGUCAUGGUGGACUUUUAGGACUUAAAUAUUUACUUGCCAUUAGAUCCGAUUUAACCUUUGAACUGUUACCCAAAGUGUUUGACUCUAUUUUUAAUUGUCUUAAAGAUAAUGAAGAUGAUGUUUCCGCUGUUUCUGCGGCCGCUUUGGUACCAGUUCGUGACUCAUUAUUAGAAACCUUACCUGACAAAGUUCCCAUAAUCAUCGAUUUUCUUUGGGAUGCUCUUCUGGAAAUAGAUGAUUUAACUUCUUCAACUAGUGAUAUCCUUAAGCUUUUAUCUUCUCUUUUAAUUAAAUAUCAUCAUCAUGAUCAGAAGCGACUUCGAGAAUUGGUUCCACGACUUUGGCCCUUUCUUGUACACAAUCUUCCUUCUGUUCGUAAAUCAGUCAUCGAAUCACUUCUAGUACUAAUAUCAUCUGAUUUAACCUGGGCUGAUGUUGAAAUUAUCUCAGAAUCUCUUCGUCUAUUGUAUCAACGAUGUUUAACCGAUAGUAAUCCUGAAAUACUUGAUCUUCUUUAUGAUUGUUGGUCAAAAUUUAUCAAAAGGUGUUCAAUCAAUGACAUUCUAUCAGCUACAACUCCCUAUUUGGCUGGAUGGAUUUGCUUGAUGAUGCAUCCAGCCAAAAAUGCAAUCGAUUCCAAAGUGAGUCCAGUUUGGUUUGUCCCCAAGCGACGAUUAUAUCACAAUUACAACGAUAAUAAUCAAAAAGUAAAAUACUCAGACAAUGGUAUAAAUAUUGAAACAGAGAAACAAUAUUUAGGAGGAUCUGAAUCAAUUAACGAUCCUUUACCUAAACGAGAGCGAUUUGUAAUUCGAGCUCGUCUUUCGGCUGCCAAAUUUAUUGGACUUUUAGCUGAAUACAUGUACCGUGUUGUUGUACCCAAAUCACCAAGUCCCUCUGAGUGUUUCACCAAUUUACUACUUUUCCAUCUCAACUCUAAAUCAGCAAUUCAACGAACCUGCGUCGCCUGGAUAAUCAAAGAAUGGUCUGGUGCCCAUGAAACUUCAACCAACGAAUCGACAAACAACAAUUUACCUCAACCUGUGAUCGAUAAAUGUUUAGAAUGUCUUAAAGAAACAGUUUAUUAUGAUGAAAUUACUCUCUCAUUUAAUAGGCUUCAACAUGACGCCCGUGAUUUCAUUAGUACACUUAAAUAUAAUAAACUAACCAUUGACGAAGAAAUUUAUAAGCCAGGAGGCCUUUUAACUAUCCAACAACUGAGUGAAUUGGUUUCAACAGUUUAUCAAUCAUCCAUUGAUUCAUCUAAAGUUAAAUUGAAACCAUCAAUCCUCGAAUCACUUGAAGAACGUCGUAAAACUAUUGCAACAUCUCUCGAAGAGUUAACUCGUUAUCAGAAUUCACUUUCAAUGAUGGUCACCUCAGCUCUGUCCAGUUGUAUAAUCUCAUGGAAAAUUUUACCUGAUAAACUUAAUCCAGUUGUUCGUCCAUUGAUGGAUUCAAUUAAAAGAGAGCCCAAUGAGCAAUUACAAAAAGCAUCAGCAAAUCAUUUAACCCUUUUACUUGACCUUUGUAUGUCUCAGGAUAAAUUAUCAGAAAACUCAACCUCACCCGUGGCCAAAAUAAUUAAAAAUUUGGUUACCUUUCUCUGUUCUGAUCUUAAUUAUACUCCCAACCUAUCAAAUCCAGUGUUAACUAAUUUAUCAUCAACCUUUUCAAGUGCCACCGUUAACAACAGUGGCUCAUGUUCACCUUCAACUCCAUCGACGCCCGGAACCCCUGACCUGUCCAAUGGUAUUCUAACUUUGAGUAAUAUGUGUAAACAAGCUGAAAGAUAUAAUCUUAAGAGAUUAAAUUCAUCAAAUUCAUUUAAGAAAAGCACCGAAAACACCGAUGAUGAUGCAACUCCAGCCAAUCCACUUGAAGAUAAUGAUAAGAUUAAUGAGCUUAUCCGACGAGGUGCAUCUUUCGCUUUAACACAAAUAGUUCGGCAUUUUGGUGAUCAACUGCCUGAUCGAUUACCACAAUUAUGGGACUACAUUAUCAAUCUUCAAACUUUGGUGACCGAAGCAAAUGAAAGGGUUGAUGUUAACAAGGCUCAGGAAUUGAUUCAAUGUUUACAAGUACUUGAAAUAGUUGCUCCUUACAUACAUGUUAACCUUUACCCUAAUUUACGUCAACUUUUACCUAAAUUAUGCUCUUGUUUGGAAAAUUAUUUCUAUGCUGUUCGUCACCUUUCCGCUCGUUGUAUCGGUGUUUUUAGUACCGUUAUAACCUCGGAGACAAUGGAUCAUGUUCUCGGUACAGUGUUGGAUAUGCUUGGUUCUAGUGAUUCUGAGCUUCGUCGUCAAGGAGCCGUUGAAGCCAUUUACUGUGUUAUCGAUAAACUUGGUAUUUCAAUUGUUCCAUUUAUCGUUCUCCUCAUAAUUCCCAUGUUAGGACGAAUGAGUGAUCAAAAUGACCAAGUUCGUCUUCUUUCUACUCAUUGUUUCGCCCAAUUGGUUCAAUUGAUGCCUUUAGAUGAUAGUAAAAGUGACAAAGUUCCCAUUAAAUUGGAAUUACUUGAGAAAAAGAAUCACGAGUCACGUUUUCUAGAGCAAUUAAUGAAUCCUAAAAAGAUGGAAAAUUUCAAAAUUCCAGUUCCCGUUAAUGCUGAACUACGAUCAUACCAACAAGAAGGUGUCAACUGGUUGUCAUUCCUUAAUCGUUAUAAAUUACAUGGGAUACUUUGUGAUGAGAUGGGUUUAGGUAAAACACUUAUGUCGAUUUGUAUUUUAGCCUCAGAUCAUUUCAUGAGAUCAGAGAAAUACAAACAAACCAAGGCACCCGAUUCAAAGCCCUUACCCUCUCUGGUCGUUUGUCCACCAACAUUAACUGGUCAUUGGGUUUAUGAGGUUGAAAAGUUUGUCGACUCAACGUAUCUUCAUCCUCUACAUUACACUGGACCACCAAUUGAACGAAACAAAUUGCGGAAUCGAUUGAAAAAUUUAAACACUAGAAAACCUUACAAUCUAGUUAUCGCCUCGUAUGAUAUCGUUCGCAAUGAUAUUGAUUUUUUCUCAUCUAUUUACUGGAAUUAUUGUAUUCUUGAUGAAGGUCACAUAAUUAAGAAUGGUAAAACUAAAUUAUCAAAAGCCAUUAAAUCACUUAAUGCCAACCAUAGACUCAUUUUGACCGGAACACCGAUACAGAAUAAUGUUCUCGAACUAUGGUCACUAUUUGAUUUUCUAAUUCCCGGUUUUCUUGGUACCGAAAGACAAUUUGCUAUUCGUUACUCAAAACCAAUUCUCCAAAGUCGAGAUGCUAAAUCAUCAUCAAAAGAACAAGAAUCCGGUGUGUUAGCAAUGGAAUCACUUCACCGUCAAUCUUUACCUUUUAUCCUUCGUCGUAUGAAAGAAGAUGUACUCAAAGAUUUGCCACCGAAAAUAAUGCAAGACUAUUACUGCGAAUUGAGUACACUGCAAUCACAGUUAUACGAAGAUUUUGCCAAAAGUCGUGCCCGUGCAAGUCUCGAGAAUUCAGUUCACAAACUUGAAGGUUCUAAUCCAGUGGUCAGCGGAGGAAGCGGUAAAUCAACCGACUCACAAGGAUCUUCAGCUCACAUCUUUCAAGCUCUUCAAUAUCUUCGUAAAGUUUGUAAUCAUCCGAAACUUGUUCUUACCCCUCAACAUCCACAAUAUGAAUCGAUAAUUUAUCGAUUAAAAGAGCAAAAUUCAUCUCUAAAUGAUGUUAAUCACGCUGCUAAAUUGUGUGCACUUAAACAACUUCUCCUUGAUUGUGGUAUCGGGACAACUUCUAGUUCAUCUAGUUUAAUGGGAGGAACUCAACCCGUUGUUAAUCAACAUCGAGCUCUAAUUUUCUGUCAACUCAAAGGGAUGCUCGAUAUCGUUGAAAAUGAUUUACUCAAAACUAACAUGCCUUCAGUUAGUUACUUACGUUUAGACGGUAGUAUCCCACCGGGUUCACGACAAUCAGUUGUUUUCCAAUUUAAUAAUGAUCCAUCAAUUGAUGUGCUACUUUUAACAACACAGGUCGGUGGUCUUGGUCUUAAUUUAACUGGAGCCGAUACCGUGAUUUUUGUUGAACAUGAUUGGAAUCCAAUGAAAGACCUUCAAGCCAUGGAUCGAGCUCAUCGAAUUGGACAGAAAAAAGUUGUCAAUGUUUACAGAUUAAUUACUAAAGGAACACUAGAGGAGAAAAUCAUGGGUUUACAGAAAUUUAAAAUGACCAUUGCUAAUACUGUGAUUAGUUCAGAUAAUUCUCAACUUCAAACAAUGGGCACUGACCAGUUGCUUGACCUUUUCUGUUUGGAUAAUAAAAGUGGACCAGAAAAUAAGGAUUCGUCUGGUGAUUCAAAGACGUCGGGAGUUAAAUCGGUAUUGGAAAAUUUACCUGAACUUUGGGAUACUAAUCAAUACGAAAAUGAAUAUGAUUUAAGUAACUUCAUUGAAUCACUAAGAUCAUGAUAUUAAUUAUCAAGUUUUCAUUUCACAUUUCAUCAAUUCAUCUCCCAAUCAAUCCAUCAAUCAUCAUUAAAUCAUCAUCACAGUUAACACAAAGAGAGAAAGAGAGGAUUCUUAAGUUAUGAAAUAGAUUCAAAUCAUCUGAAGGAAAUGGAAAUCAAAUAACAAAAGGAGAAACAGCUGAUUGAAAUUGAAUUUUUUUUUCUAUUUUCAAUUCUAAAAAUUCAACCAAACGAAAUGUGUGUAAAAAAUGCUAAUCAAAAACACUUUUAAAUCUCCAACAUUUAAAGACAAGUUAAUGAGGUGAAACAUUGUUUUCUUUUCUAAGUCUGUAAAGAAUCAUCUAUUUAUUUUUUAUUAAUAUUAAAAAAAAGAGAAAUUGAAAA
This is a messenger RNA of Panonychus citri (citrus red mite), 6535 nucleotides long. It is a transcript of the gene Hel89B, whose product is annotated as TATA-binding protein-associated factor 172-like. The transcript has 4 exons. Bases 513 to 6152 code for a protein of 1879 amino acids. The record is from RefSeq and is a predicted model, not a curated record. Gene Ontology annotation, molecular function: TBP-class protein binding; ATP binding; ATP hydrolysis activity. Lineage: Eukaryota; Metazoa; Arthropoda; Arachnida; Trombidiformes; Tetranychidae.